Nasonia vitripennis (jewel wasp) is the source of this 1815-nucleotide messenger RNA. RefSeq names its product methionine aminopeptidase 1. Lineage: Eukaryota; Metazoa; Arthropoda; Insecta; Hymenoptera; Pteromalidae. Gene Ontology annotation, molecular function: metalloaminopeptidase activity. The transcript is spliced from 6 exons. Gene Ontology annotation, biological process: proteolysis. Bases 245 to 1375 code for a protein of 376 amino acids. The record is from RefSeq and is a predicted model, not a curated record.
UCGUCGGAUUCGGCUUAUUAUCGGCAACUAGUUCCAUCUGGCGCACUAACGCGACAGAUUCCCAUUACGCAAUGUUGUUCCACCGAUAAAGUCACUCGCGAGUCGCGACGGCGCACACAUUUCGAAGCUUGCAGCGGCGAGCGAGCCAAACACUGCGCGCUGUGCAACUCCUCGUCGCGUUUUUUCUCCGGAGUCCGGAUCAGUCCAAUAUUUCCGUAGAUCGAGUUCAGGCGAUUUUUCAGAAAUGCCGCAGACACAGGGUUCGUGCGAGACACCGGGCUGCAAGGUGCCAGCCAGUCUGCAGUGUCCGACUUGCCUGAAAAUCGGAAUCAAGGGCUCCUUCUUCUGCACCCAGGAUUGCUUCAAGAGCAGCUGGAAAUCACACAAGCUCCUGCACCAGCUAGCCAAGGGGGACAACAAAAAUCAGUCCGAAGAAUACAACCCCUGGCCGUACUAUCAUUUCACUGGGAAACUGCGCCCAGCACCCAGAGAGCUCGUUCGCACAGUGCCCGAGUCCAUUGGAAGACCCGAUUAUGCUACACACCCAACUGGUAUUCCCCUCAGUGAACAGGCAGUUCUAAGCGCUGCACAGAUCAAAACUUUGGAUGACGAGGAGAUCGAGGGGAUGCGAGUGGCUUGCAAGCUUGGAAGGGAAGUCCUGGAUGAGGCAGCAAAGGCUUGUGAUGUUGGAGUGACAACCGCAGAGAUAGACAGGAUUGUGCACGAGGCAUGCAUUGAAAGAGACUGCUACCCGUCUCCAUUGAACUAUUAUCAAUUUCCAGCCAGUUGUUGUACUUCGGUGAAUGAGGUGAUUUGCCAUGGAAUUCCAGAUAAGAGACCUCUAGAAGAUGGUGAUAUCUGUAAUGUUGACAUAACGGUGUACCACAAUGGUUUUCAUGGAGAUUUAAAUGAGACCUUCCUUGUUGGAAACGUCAAGCCAGAGGUGAGGAAACUUGUAGAGGUGACUCACGAGUGCCUUCAGAAAGCUAUUGAAAUUGUUCGACCUGGAGAGAAAUACAGGGAAAUCGGAAAUGUCGUUCAAAAACACGCCCAAGCACAUGGUUUCAGUGUUGUAAGAAGUUAUUGUGGACACGGGAUUCACCGUCUGUUUCAUACUGCUCCCAAUAUUCCACACUAUGCCAAAAACAAAGCUGUUGGAGUCAUGAAAGCUGGACACGUUUUCACUAUUGAACCGAUGAUUUCUCAGGGCACAUGGCGCGAUGUAAUGUGGCCCGAUGACUGGACCGCAGUAACCUCUGAUGGCUUGUGGUCGGCGCAGUUUGAACAUACGUUACUGGUUACCGAGACCGGCUGUGACAUAUUAACAAAACGGUUUACCAACGAUGGCAGUCCCUGGUUUAUGGAUCGCUCUUAGUAAAUAACGUUAAGUCGUUUUUUUAUGUAAAUAAAAAAAUGUUCAUUAUAUCCGGCGGAAUAAAACUUUAAAAUGAACAAUUCAUAAUUUCAAUGAGUAUUUAGACACAUUCGCUUAUGAAAUAACCAAAAUGAACUAUUACACUGACAAACGUAACUUUAUUAUUUUUUGUGCAAUCUUCUGACACCUGUAUGAUUUUUUACUUGAUUUUUCCGAUUGCUAUAGUCAGGUUUUGUUCUAAACCAAAAAUAGAAUGAUGACUUUUGUAUGUCACAAAGAAAUAUAUGCAAAUUCAAUUUUUUUUAAACCUUUUUAACGUAUACACUUUCUGAUGCAAGGCUGGUUGAAAAUUGUAACUUACUCAGGAUGCCAUGUAUUUUUUUAUGUCUGGUUUGACAUAAUUAAUUUGAAGUUAAAUGAAUUUUUGUACAGUGUAUUAA